Molecule: messenger RNA, 1281 nt
Organism: Aspergillus puulaauensis
Lineage: Eukaryota; Fungi; Ascomycota; Eurotiomycetes; Eurotiales; Aspergillaceae
Product: putative Rad51 family DNA repair protein
Exons: 2
Coding region: 1-1281 (426 amino acids)
Biological process (GO): DNA strand invasion; double-strand break repair via homologous recombination
Cellular component (GO): centrosome; Rad51B-Rad51C-Rad51D-XRCC2 complex; replication fork
Molecular function (GO): four-way junction DNA binding
Source: RefSeq, a predicted model, not a curated record
AUGGCCGCCAGUUUCGGGGAGAAACUACUCCUCGAAGUACAUGAGGAGGGCCUAGACGAGUUGCUGCAUGACUUGAGGGUGCUGCAUCGUGAGAGCUCACAAAGCACCAGGACCCGUUUUGGUAUUGCACCCAUCGAUGAGAUCCUGGGAAUCUUCUGGCCACCCCCUCGGCCUCUACAUAACUUGUCUAAUGUAGAGGAGAAUAAUGCUGGUGAUCAGAUGAAUUUCACCCCAGCCCCAGCAGAUCGUGGACCGGCUCAUGUCGAAGUGCCCAUCCAGCCGGUGUUCCAUAGUCGGCCGUAUCCUGUCUUGGAGAUCUCCAGCAUUUCCUCGGCAGCUGGGAAAUCUCAAAUGCUAUACCAGCUGAUUGCGAUGGCAGUUCUGCCAUCCAGUUUCAAUGGAGUCUCACUCGAUGGAUUCGAUUCCGCCGUUGCCUUCAUUGACAAUGAUGGCCGUUUUGAUGCCGACCGUAUACGUACCGUUGCUCGCGGAAUCAUUGAAAACAAGCUCCAGACGAAGGUAGAAAAUUUCUCGUCAGAUACCUCUCUAGAUGACUCCAUUGAGGCCCUGAUUCUCGAGUCUCUACGACAUGUCCAUGUUUUCCGGCCACAGUCGUCUUUGGCACUGCUCGCUACGUUGCAGUCGUUAGAUGCAUAUCUUCUCGAGCUCCACAGACAUCCAUCAACCAACCGAGCUCUCAACGCUAUAGUUAUUGACAACGCAACUGCCUUCUUCUGGCAAGAUAAGCUACAAGACGAAAUCGCCAGAACCGAGGAUAUUGGCCGAUCCACAGCCGAAAUUGAACGCGAACGCCUCCAGAAAGAGAGUUUCCACAUCGCAGAUGUAUACGCUGAUUUGGUGACAAGUUUGAAGAGGUUGCAAGAUAUUUUCAAUUGCUCCGUCAUAUAUACCACUACUUCCGCUACCGGAAAACCAACGGAAAAUUCAUCUGUACCCUGGGGCUCGUAUAACCCAUUAGACACCGUACUGAAAACACCAUCUUUUCGCUCUCCCUUACCCGCCCCAUGGGGGUUAUUUCCUACUUUGCGGCUUGUAUUGCAACGGGUUGUCGUUCGCCCGUUUCCGCCUACUGUAACCGUUUAUGAGGCUCAGAAGGAUGCGCCCAUGCGUCAGGAGGUAGUUAUGAGGGGAGAGUUCUUGGGAUCAGUGAACGGAUGGGAACGAGAGGAUUGGCCACGAAGGAUACUGGAGGAGCUCAAAAAGCGAGGAGGCGGAGAUUUCACUUUUAAUAUUGGGCGGGAGGGGAUUACAUUCAGUUGA